This is a messenger RNA of Bradysia coprophila, 3290 nucleotides long. Its product is annotated as hexosaminidase D. NCBI's taxonomy places the organism in Eukaryota, Metazoa, Arthropoda, Insecta, Diptera, Sciaridae. The record is from RefSeq and is a predicted model, not a curated record. Gene Ontology annotation, molecular function: hexosaminidase activity.
UAACAACGUCGUGGUAACACGUGGUAACAGAUUUAUGGACAGAGUUUAAUAUCAGUGUCGAAAAUCGAUAUCUUUCCGUGUGCAAUUGAAGGGAAAUUUAUGUGAAGCUACCACACACAUGAAAAGCGUUUGUCACACACGCAUAUCUAUGUGUAGCAAAAUGAAAUUGACCAAACACAAAACAUUAACAAGAAAAAACUCACAUGGAAACAGCUUUUACUGUAACGAAUGCGGUGGACUUCAGCUGAUUUUAUCAAUGAAACUUAUUCAGUUGUACGUAUGAUGUUACUGGAUCAAUACACUUAAAGCUCUUUCAUAUUCCGCAAAACCAAUCCGGAAAAGGGAAACAAAAUACGGUUGUCGUUAAAGGUGUAGUUACUGUUGACCGUGUCAUUGAUAAUGAAUUUACUGCAGUCGAACCGAAAAGUCAACAACUGUGUAAUACGCUCUUGAAAGUUAUGCCCAAUAAUGACAAACGACAGCUUAAUAAUUCGGUGAAUCAAUUCGAGUACACGGCCAGUAUUGUUUGUCCGAGAACGCCAGUCAUAUUUUCAACGAGUCACGGAAUCCAUUUACGAACCAGUGAAGCCACCAGCAUUAACGGUUAUGGUUCGACAAAGUACCGAUUGCAAUUUUGCGAUUUGGAGCGAUGGCAACGUAAUGGGAACAAAGUGAAUUCGAUUGGACUGAGUUCAGUUGUUGAUAAUACGAAAAGUGAUAAAGUGAAAGGCGAAGUUCUGAAGCAGAAAGCGAAAGGCGUUACGUUUGUGUCGGAAUCAGCGGGUAGUUCGUCCGCUUCUAAUGUUAGUAAAUGAACCGAUUCGUCCGGAUAAUUGCAAUAAAGCGAGGAGGGCCACAUUGCAUCUUUUUAUCGGUAUGCAAUACCCUCGGGCGGUAGUCCGCAAAUCAUGCGGCAGGCAAACGAUGCUUAUUCUGUCCAGCGCAUCCAUAUUCCUCAUAUGCGUUUGGGCGUUAAUAGCAUUUUACACCACUGAGACCAGGCCUACAACAAGGGAAGCUACAUCUCAUCAAAGCUUGAACAAGGACACAGACAUUUAUGCCAAAUAUGGUGGAAUUUACAACAAAAAUGGUGUUAAAUAUGUACCGCCCACGAGAAGUCCAUACAUUAGCAGUUUGUCGCGUUACAAAGACCAACUGAAAUAUCUUGACACGAGCUUUUUCAGCAAAGAUUCGGAAAAAAUUCUAAAGACCUUGGAUGUGCCAUUCAGGGACGAAAUGAUACUUGGUAGAGAGGCCGAACGCAUUCGACACUCGGCUGAGUUGCAACGUCAGUACGAACACGAACUACAAAGGCUGGGCGUUCCAAUCAUUGCUGGAAUCGGUCGUGGAGGACACGCACCACCGAACCAACGUUUGGUUCAUUUAGACUUAAAGGGAGCUCCUCCCAAAAUCAGCUAUCUGAAACGAUUGCUGCCAAUUUUCAAGUCACUUGGUGCUACCGGACUGUUACUCGAGUACGAGGACAUGUUUCCAUAUUCAUCGUCGCUCCGUAAUUUAUCAGCCAAAAAUGCUUACUCAACCACCGACGUUAAAGAGUUACUACAUGCAGCUGCAGCUGUCGGACUUUCGGUUAUGCCGUUAAUACAAACGUUUGCACAUCUUGAAUUCGCGUUGAAAUUGCCCGAUUUCCAACAUUUGCGCGAAGUUCCCGAAUCGCCUCAGUCGAUUUGUCCAAGUCUAAAUGCGUCACUCGUUUUCAUCGAAGAAAUGAUGGCACAAGUGGUUGACAUGCACCAAACGACAUCGUUGCCAACAACAUCGAGGGAUCCACUCGUUCAGAUGAUGGACAUUGAUGACGACUUGCUGACGCCUAACUUUACGCAUCUUCACAUUGGUUGCGAUGAAGUAUUUCGUAUGGGUGAAUGUCCGCGGUGUAAGAGCAGAGGAACGGAUGAAUUAUUUCUGUCGCACGUCCGGACUGUGGCCAAUAUUGUUAAAAGACGUUGGCCACAUUUGAAAAUUGUUAUUUGGGACGAUAUGCUGCGACGAAUGCACACCAACGAUCUGCAAAAAUCCGGCAUCGGCGAUCUAGUUGAACCGAUGAUUUGGGUCUAUGCCGAGGACGUUUAUCGAUUCAUCCCGUCUCAGACCUGGGAAAAGUACGCGUCAGUGUUCCGGACUGCAUGGAUCGCUUCCAGUUUUAAAGGAGCACAUGGGGAACAGUUAAUUAUUCCACCAGCUCGUCGACAUUUGGAGAAUAACCUGGCGUGGCUAGCUGUAUUCCAAAGUGAAGGAGCACGAUUCUCGCAAGGUAUCAGCGGAUUCGCCUUGACCGGAUGGCAGCGAUACGAUCAUUUCGCUGUUCUAUGUGAACUGCUGCCGGUAUCAAUGCCUAGUCUUGCCAUCUGUUUGAGCACCGUUGCGAAAGGUUACUUCAACGUGGAGGUGGGGAACAACGCCAUUUUCAGUGCUCUCACCUGUCCGGAACCAGCAUCUGAAAGACUUAUCCAUCGACCAUGGAUGGAACUGCAUCAAGAUUCAAAACUGAGUAGUUUUUCGAAGUGUAUGUUCCCUGGCAGUCCGAUCUUUCGGUUCGUACAUCAUUUGACAGCGGUCACAAGCGAGACCCGAGAGUACAUUGACUCGUUGAAGUAUAAAAGAGGUUGGAUGACCGAGUACAACAUUCGCCACAAUUUUAGUUCUCCGAUACGUGUUGAUGAGUUGACUGCGGACGCAAUGCGAUUGAAAAAUUCGCUUGACACACUGGCGAAUAAUGCAAAUGAGGCCAUGCACGAUGUGUACGACAAGUGGACGAUUAAGGAAUUUAUUGAGUUGCACAUAAAGCCUUUGAUGGACGAACUGAACGACAUAGAGAAGAAAGGUAGCAUUUUGUCACAAUUUAAGGUAUGGCCUCGGCGUCCGUUACCGUAUCAGUUAGAACGAAAGUAGAUUAGCGUGUCACAAAAUUAGCGUAACAAAAUCAACAGAACUUUCGGUUUCGUUAAACGGGAUAAAAAAUGAGGAAAGAAUGUGGGAUGGGGUGGGUUUGAUUUUGUACAUUUUUGAAGAUGAAAAGUGAUCGAUUUUCAUUUUCGUUAAAAAAAAGGUUUCGCCUCUGUUACGCAGCCCGAGUAAAUGAAAUCAAAUCGAUUAUUCGUUCGCAAUAGAUCCUUUCAGUCUACUCAAUUGUAAGAAUUUUCACGAUUCGAUGUGAGGUCACAGAAUCUAUUGUUUUUGUAAGAAAGAAAAAUCAAAAUUGAGCCGCUCUAAAAUGGUCUAUUGAUCCUACAUAUCGUGUAUACCACCGUGAAAUAGAGAGAUUUUGUUGU